Molecule: messenger RNA, 1778 nt
Organism: Chenopodium quinoa (quinoa)
Lineage: Eukaryota; Viridiplantae; Streptophyta; Magnoliopsida; Caryophyllales; Amaranthaceae
Product: dirigent protein 25-like
Exons: 1
Coding region: 956-1564 (202 amino acids)
Source: RefSeq, a predicted model, not a curated record
AGUAACUUCCCAUGUUUUGUGAGAAGUGAAAAUUCCCAUGAAUUGUGACUUCCCCAAUUUUUGCUUUUUAAUGUUAACCAAACAACAUACCUAAAAGGAAAUUCAUGGAAAUUUUAAAUGCCCAUGAAAACUAAAGGCAACCAAACAACACCUCAAACUGAUCUAUAUUUCGGUACUUGAUUCUAACUACUUGCUCCGGACCCAAAAAAAUAAACCGUAUGACUUGAACCAUGAUUUACAAGUAAUAUUGUUUGAUUUUUGACCUUUGAUUUUUAAUAGGCUUUGAAUUUUAUUUUUUAUUUUGUAUAUUUUUUUUAUGACUAAGAGCAUGCUGAUUUAUAUAAUUUAAGGAAACUAAAUAGCUGUCACUCUGUAUGUCAAUUUCCUAAUAGUGCAUAAUCUAUAUAGUCAAUGAUCAAAUUAUCCAUUAAGAUUUGCUUAUUAAAUUUGGAAAUGUGACAACUGCAUAUCUCCUUGAUUGUUCUGAUCAAGUUGAUUUUCAUUAUCCAGCCAAUCCUCUUUGACUAAACCAAUCUUUGAACACAAAAUAGUCAACGUUUGACUUUUUAAAGCUUACCAAAACACACUCACCAGUAUUGCAUGUAGUUACGUAAACACCAACUCCAUUUCAUCAACGUACUACUACAAUUUUAGUCAUAGCAAUUUUAUUUUGAAAGGGGAGUAUUUAUAAGUUAGCAAAAUCCUGAACAUUUUACCACAAAAAAAAAAAAGCCUGUCUUCUCUGCUCAGGUUUCGACCUUAUUGCCAUGGAAAUGCAUAUUUUAAAAUCCAUGAUUGCCAAGUAUUCCAUUGUAUCAUGGUUAAUCCUAGGCUUUACUGCAUUAACCUCCACUGCUCGAUUUCUCGAUGAACAAACUGAUUGGGAAGCUAUGCAUCCUCAAGGGGCCCCUGCCCCAACCCUGUUCCAAACACAGACCUUGCUUUUACCUUUUUCAUGCAUGACAUACUUGGAGGAUAUAACCCCAUAGCUAAAGCCAUCACCGGUAUAGUUAACAACCCGCGACUAAGUGGCCAGCUCCCCUUCGCUAAACCUUAUGGCGCAGUCCUCCCUAUUAAUAGUGGAGUCAAAGUAGAUAAUGCUGGCGGUUUCCCCUUCCUCACAAGCUUGAGUGGCACCACUUCUAAUAUUUUCCAAAAUAAUGGCAUGAAUGGAGCACGUCUCCCAGUUGGUUCAACCAUAGAGAAGCUUAUGUUUGGGACUAUGACUGUGGUUGACGAUGAGCUUACUAUAGGGCCUGAGCUGAGCUCUGGUAGGGUUGGAAAGGCACAGGGUUUCUAUGUGUCAAGUUCUGUGGAUGGUAAAAGUCAAGUGAUGGCCCUCACUGCUAUGUUCGAGACUGGAGGUUAUGCUGAUACAAUCUGCUUCUUUGGGGUUCAUCUGUUGGGUGUAUCGGAAUCUCAGAUGGCGGUCAUGGGGGGAACUGGCAAGUUUGUCAAUGCUAAGGGGUAUGCCAUUAUCAAGACCUUGCCACCCUCAAAAAAUCAGGUUCAGACUGAUGGGGUGGAGACUGUGGUCCAAUUCACUGUCUAUGUUACCUAUUAAAUUCUUUUUUCAUUCUUUUUCUUGUUUUACCUCCUUUCUUUGAUUUGGAGAAGCUACAAGAUUAUUUUUUUACCGUGAUUUGCAUAAUCACAAUUAGAACCCUUGAUUGUUUUGUUAGUGAUAGUGUUCACAGUUUACUACAUACCUUUAAGGCUUGGUAUAAGAUUAUUAUCUUACUAUUUACUCGCUUUCGACCAGCUUUGUUUUUGUUUAG